Messenger RNA from Prorocentrum cordatum, 739 nucleotides. The record is from the annotation of a GenBank genome assembly. NCBI's taxonomy places the organism in Eukaryota, Dinophyceae, Prorocentrales, Prorocentraceae.
AUGGCGACGAUCAAGGAGCUCACGGCCAAGUCCAGGGCGGCCCGGCAGCAGAGGCAGGCCCGGCGGGCCAGCGAGGCGGCCGAGCUGCGGCGGGAGCGCGAGCGCAGGGGCGCCUGGGUGUACAAGAAGGACGGCACGCGGCGCUGGCGAUGGAGCACCAUCCUGCUGCGGAGCUGCGGCGGUGGCGAGAACCCGAAAGGACAGCACCAUCGCCUGCGCCACGCGCACGGUCGGCACGACUGGGGCUUCCCGGCCCCGCCGCCCUUCGCCGGCAAGCGCACGGCCUUCGACUCCGACGACGACGCCUGCGCCGCGCAGCUGCUGGCCAGCGCAAGCCUGGCACGCAAGACCACCAGCGCGCGCGGACACUGCGGCGAGCAGCGCCGCAGCGAGCCGCGGCGGCCCGCGAGCGACUGCGGCGAGGAGCGCGGCGAGCGGCGGCAGGCCGCUCCAGCGGCCGCCGAGGCGCAGCUGCGCGCCGUGGCCGGCGCCUCGGCGCUGGGCGCCGCCUCUGCACUGGGCGCGGGCGGCGCGGCGGCCGGGUGCGCUGCGGCGGCGGGUGCCUCGGUACCGGGCCCUGCGGCUGCGCUGGGCGCGGGAGGCGAGGCUGCCGGGAGCGCCGCGGCGGGCGCCCCGGUGUCGGGUGCCGCCUCGGCGCUGGGCGCAGGCGGCGGGGUUGCCGGGAGCUCGUUCCAGCUGUUCGCCAGCCGGCGGAAAUGGCAUCCUUUCGCUGCAGUCG